This is a messenger RNA of Centruroides sculpturatus (bark scorpion), 1235 nucleotides long. RefSeq names its product calcineurin subunit B type 2-like. The transcript is spliced from 6 exons. Bases 1 to 897 code for a protein of 298 amino acids. The record is from RefSeq and is a predicted model, not a curated record. Lineage: Eukaryota; Metazoa; Arthropoda; Arachnida; Scorpiones; Buthidae. Gene Ontology annotation, molecular function: calcium-dependent protein serine/threonine phosphatase regulator activity; calcium ion binding.
AUGAAUGAUAACACAUAUGGAUUAACCAUAGAAAUUGAGCAAGCACACCAGAUGAAUGUACACUUUCUAGAUAUUGACAUCAAGGUUGAAGAGGCCAUAAUUUGCACUGCAGUGUACCAAAAGUUAGGAGCAAAGGGCAUAUACAUAUCAGUAGGAUCAUGUGACCCACCACAGUAUAAAGUUGCACCAUUUAAAGCCCUGAUUAAGAGAGCACACAUGCACUCUUUUACUGAGCAAGCCCUACACUCGGAGCUAAGGCUCACAAAUCAAAUAGCCUCUAAGCAUGGAUACAACAUGCUCAUACCCAAGUUAAUUCAUCGAUACCAAAACCCAGCUCAAGACAUACCACAAAGGGAGGAACAACAAGAUUUAGAUAAGAUCAUUCCAGUCACUUAUAAUCCAUAUAUUAGAGGACAGUAUGAUGCAAUUGAUGCAGAUGAAAUCAAAAGGCUUGGAAAAAGAUUCAGGAAAUUAGAUCUGGACAAUUCUGGAUCUCUUAGUGUUGAUGAAUUCAUGUCACUUCCUGAAUUACAACAAAAUCCGUUAGUUCAACGUGUUAUUGACAUAUUUGAUACAGAUGGAAAUGGAGAAGUUGAUUUUAAAGAAUUUAUUCAAGGUGUAUCUCAAUUCAGUGUAAAAGGUGAUAAAGAAUCAAAAUUAAGGUUUGCAUUCCGAAUAUAUGAUAUGGAUAAUGAUGGUUAUAUUUCAAAUUCUGAGUUAUUUACUGUACUGAAAAUGAUGGUAGGAAACAAUCUUAAAGAUGCCCAGUUGCAACAGAUUGUAGACAAAACAAUUUUGUUUGCGGAUAAAGAUGAAGAUGGAAUGAUUUCUUUUGAUGAAUUUUGUGCUGUAGUUGGUAACACAGAUAUCCAUAAGAAGAUGGUGGUGGAUGUGUAACUCCCUUUUAAUCCAACAAAAAAAUCUCAAGACAUUUCCAUGUACAGUUUGCCUUUCCCUUUUACUUCUAAGUCUUCAAGUUACAGUUUUUUAAACAUUAGCAAUUUAAAUGUGAAAAGUUUGCUGAUGUUAAAAAGUUUCCCUCCUUCACCAUUAUACAUAUGCAAAAUACAUUUCAUUCUUUUGUAUAUUUUCUAAAUUAGCCAUUGAAUCCAUGUAAAAAAUCACCUGAAAUAUGAUAAAACAUAUCUCGUCACCAUUUUCCUUCUUGCAUAAUUUACACUCCCCUGUAUAUUUAUUGUGACAAUAUAAAGUUUUCUUGAAUGUUUUAGUUUUUU